UUGCGUCUUCAGUAAAUACACGUAAAUUUGCUGAUUGGUUCGAUGUCUCUAUAUGAGUUGUAGUCCGAUGGUUCACAGUUCACCAACUCCGACCACUUAUCCGGUCAAUUUCCCGGCCGCCGGCCGUCGCCUCUUGGCUUCCAUAUUCGCCGACAAGGGUUUUGGACAGAAACCAACCAACCAUCCUCAUCUUCAUUUUAUUUCGGAUAACAAUAAAUAAAUAGAAGUUGGCGAUUACUCUUUUGUGACUUUGCAGCUACCGUACCCUUUCCUUUUCAAACCAAACCACCUUGACCUUUCUCUCUUGGUAGGCGUGUGUAAAAUGAUCCAAAUUCAAACAAUCUUAUCCCAAAUUCCACAUUACCCUUUCGAAAAUUGAAACCACACCCGACAAUUCUCCAAACCCAAAACUCCAAAACCAACAAACCCAUCAAAAUCCAACCGCAAUCCGACGCCACAAAAUCCCUCAGUUGUAAUGGAAGUGAAGCUCCGAACGGCUCGGACUUUGGUCUCCAAGCUCAGCUCCGUUUCCGAACAGACCCGAUCCGAAGCCCUCAAGGAGCUCCGCCUCAUCACCAAGCACGACGCCGACAGCCGCCCCUUCGUCGCCGACGCCGGCGCCAUUCCCUACUUAGCCGAGACUCUCUUCGGCUCCACCCCUGACUUACAAGACGACGCCGCCGCCACUCUCCUCAACAUCUCCAUCUCCUGCCGCCACAGCCUCAUUUCCACGCGCGGCCUCCUCGACGCGAUCUCCCACGCGCUACGCAACCACGGCUCACCUACCUCCUCCGCCACCGCCGUCCAGUCUUCCGCCGCCACUCUCCACAGCCUCCUCGUCGUGGAAGACUACCGCCCGAUCAUCGGCGCCAAGCGCGACAUUGUGUACUCGCUGGUUGACAUCAUCAAGAGCCCCAAGUCUCCUCCGCGGUCGGUGAAGGACGCGCUCAAGGCUCUGUUCGGAAUCGCUCUCUACCCCUUGAACCGGGCCUCGCUGGUGGAGCUCGCGGUUCCCGCGCUUUUUACUCUGGUGGUGAACGACGGCCGCCUGGGGAUCGUGGAGGACGCGACGGCGGUGAUCGCGCAGGUGGCCGGGUGCGAGGAGAGCGAGGACGCGUUUCGGAGGGUCGCCGGGGUUAGGGUUCUGGCCGACCUUCUUGAUUUCUCGACCGGGUCGAGCUUGAGGAGCAGGGAGAACGCCGUGUCGGCGCUGCUCAAUCUGGCUCGGUGCGGCGGCGAGAGGGCCGUGGCGGAGGUGAGGGAGGAGGGAUUGGGGGUGGUGGAUGGGAUUGCUGACGUGGCGGAGAACGGAGGUCCGAAAGGGAAGAGCAAAGGGGUGGCGCUGUUGAAGGUGAUUGAUGGCGGGAAUAAAAGCAUUUCGAGUAUAUACAGAGAUCCACGGUGAAUUUAUUAGGUUGUAUGAUUAUGCUUUCGAAUUUGGUUAUACGUAUGCUGCCCGGUAUCAGAUUUAAAACAUGAGGUGAAUGAUUUUUUCCAACUUCUAUUCUGAUCUUCACUAGGUAUUCAGCUACAUGUUGCUUUACUUUGUAUAUUGCCUACAGCUCAUUGGUAGAAAGCAGUGUCCAGCAUUCUAGAGGAAAUAAAGUGUGUUUCCAAACUUUAUAUAGAUGCCAAGGAUAUAGGUUUCGUGUAGUCCAAUUUUGUUUACCAUUUUGGUCUAAGAAUGUGUAGUCCAAUUUUCUUUACCAUUUUGUAUAAGAAUUUGAAUUCACUACGCUUUAAUAAAGAAGCAAAACUACAAUUGUGCUCUCAA
Messenger RNA from Rosa chinensis, 1774 nucleotides. Its product is annotated as protein spotted leaf 11. The record is from RefSeq and is a predicted model, not a curated record. Gene Ontology annotation, molecular function: protein binding. Gene Ontology annotation, cellular component: cytoplasm; nucleus. Lineage: Eukaryota; Viridiplantae; Streptophyta; Magnoliopsida; Rosales; Rosaceae.